AUGAGCAGAGUCAAGGAAGCUCUCGACCGGAACGGAACCCUGGUCAUGCCCGGGGUUUACGAUGCCCUGAGCGCCCGCAUCGCCGAACAAGCCGGCUUCGACGUCAUCUUCACCACCGGCUACGGCAUCUCGGCGACGCUGCUGGGGGAGCCGGACUUCGGCAUCCUCACGCAGACCGAGAUGCUGAGCACCAUCUACCGUAUCUGCGGCGCGGUACCGACGCCGGUCAUCGUGGACUCGGACACCGGCUACGGCAACGCGGUGAACGUGGUCCGCACCGUCACCGAGCUGUUACGGGCGGGGGCGGCGGGCAUGUUCCUGGAGGACCAGGUCUGGCCCAAGCGCUGUGGCCACAUGAAGGGCAAGCAGGUGGUGCCCCUGGACGAGUAUCUCAAGAAGCUCAACGCCGCGGUGGCGGCCGAGGGGGACGGGGACCUCUUCAUCGUGGCCCGGACCGACGCGCGCCAGGCCCUCGGCCUCGACGAGGCCAUUCGGCGCGGUAUCGCGUUCAAGGAGAACGGCGCCGACGCGGUGUUCAUCGAAGCGCCCGAGACCCGCGAGGAGAUGCGGGAGAUUGCUCGCAGUGUUCCGGGGCCGCUGGUGGCCAACAUGAUCGAGCGCGGUGUCACGCCGCUCAUGACGCCGGCGGAGUUGAAGGAACUGGGUUUCGCGCUGAUCGUCUGGCCCGUGGGCCCGAUAGAGGAAGAAGGCAGGGAGAUACAAGAC
This is a messenger RNA of Geodia barretti, 726 nucleotides long. NCBI's taxonomy places the organism in Eukaryota, Metazoa, Porifera, Demospongiae, Tetractinellida, Geodiidae. The record is from the annotation of a GenBank genome assembly.